Molecule: messenger RNA, 10862 nt
Organism: Fundulus heteroclitus (mummichog)
Lineage: Eukaryota; Metazoa; Chordata; Actinopteri; Cyprinodontiformes; Fundulidae
Gene: fryl
Product: furry homolog, like
Exons: 63
Coding region: 517-9936 (3139 amino acids)
Biological process (GO): cell morphogenesis; neuron projection development
Cellular component (GO): cell cortex; site of polarized growth
Source: RefSeq, a predicted model, not a curated record
CAACUGGCACACGAAUAACCCACAGGAAGACAGAGGGAGAUGGAAUAUUACUGAAUCCUGACUCUUCAUGUUGCUGCUGUUCCUCCUUGUGUGAUGGGCAAAAGUUCCUCUGCACUUUUUGUCCUUUAGCGGUUCUGGAUUGUUCUGGGCUCAAACGGGGAUGAGGGAUUCUGUGGACUGGCAGCCGUGCAGCCGGAGCAGGGUUGGGAUACUUUUCUAAGUAUAUCGAACAGUGCAGUUGCGCCUCUUUAGUUGACAGGUCGGAGAAAAGGGAAAACUUGUCACAAUUUUAAAAUUGGCCUUUAGCAGUCGUGUCGGGAUGUGCCGCUGUAAUUUCUCCUGCGGAGGGUAGUGUCCGGCGACGGCUGCGGAAGACGAGCUGGAGGGGAAAGAGUUGCUGGGAUUUAUUUAACGGCGUGUGGCAGGUGAAUAUGCUCUGAUUUCUGUGGGAUGGCCCUAAAAUGAAAACCCCGGGAACCCUGUGAGCUUUAUGAGCCUUAACUUUUGCGAGCCACCAUGCUGAGCCUGCAGGAUUCGGUCUUCUUUGAGAUCAGCAUCAAAUCUCUCCUGAAGUCCUGGAGCAGCAGCUCUUCUCCACCAGUCAGCGGCAGCGUGAUUAGACGGCGGGCCCCCUCUUCGGUGACUCCCCUCGCGUGGGAGAAACACAGCAUCGCCGCCAUGUCGAGCAUCACCAUCGACCCCGAGCUCAAGCCUGGGGAGUUUGUCAUCAAGAGUCUGUUUGCGGAGUUUGCCGUGCUUGCCGAGAAGAAGAUCGAGAUGGUGAUGGCCGAGCCGCUGGAGAAACCACUAUCCCGAUCUCUCCAGAGGGGAGAAGAUGCACAAUUUGAUCAGUUAAUAAGCUCUAUGAGCUCAAUAGCAGAACACUGUCUACCCUCCCUCCUGCGCACACUAUUCGACUGGUACCGGCGGCAGAGCGGCAAUGAAGACGAGCCUUAUGAGUACCGACCUCGCUCUAGUACAAAAUCAAAAGGAGAUGAACAGCACCGGGAUAAAGAUUACCUCCUAGAACGACGGGACUUAGCCAUAGAUUUUAUUUUUUGCUUAGUUUCAGUGGAAGUUCUUAAACAGAUUCCUCUUCAUCCAGUGCCGGAUGUUUUAGUACAUGAAGUUCUAAACCUGGCGUUCAAGCACUUUAAACACAAAGAGGGAUACAGUGGGCCCAACACUGGGAACGUGCACAUCAUUGCAGACUUGUAUGCUGAGGUCAUAGGAGUUCUUACUCAGUCAAAGUUCCAGGCAGUGAGGAAGAAAUUCAUCACAGAACUGAAGGAGCUACGGCAAAAAGAGCAGAGUCCCUACGUAGUGCAGAGCAUCAUCAGUCUCAUCAUGGGCAUGAAGUUCUUUCGGGUCAAAAUGUAUCCUGUGGAGGACUUUGAGGCUUCUUUUCAAUUCAUGCAGGAGUGUGCCCAGUAUUUCCUUGAAGUCAAGGAUAAAGACAUAAAGCAUGCUCUAGCUGGUCUUUUUGUUGAAAUCCUCAUUCCUGUCGCAGCUGCGGUGAAAAAUGAAGUCAACGUGCCGUGCUUAAAAACGUUUGUGGAGAUGCUCUACCAGACAACGUUUGACCUUAGUUCCAGAAAGAAGCACUCUUUGGCUCUUUAUCCCCUGGUAACAUGCUUGCUGUGUGUGAGUCAGAAGCAGUUCUUCCUCAACAACUGGCACAUCUUCCUCCAGAACUGCCUCUCACACCUCAAGAUGCCGUCUAACAACAGCAUCAGAAAGCAGAUUGAGACACUGCAGAAUAAAGAUCCCAAAAUGUCCCGUGUGGCGCUGGAGUCGCUCUACAGGCUGCUCUGGGUCUACAUUAUCAGAAUCAAGUGUGAGAGCAACACUGUCACGCAGAGUCGACUGCUCAGCAUCGUGUCAGCACUUUUUCCCAAAGGCUCCCGCAGUGUGGUGCCCAGAGACACGCCCCUCAACAUCUUUGUCAAGAUCAUCCAGUUCAUAGCCCAGGAGAGGCUGGACUUUGCUAUGAAGGAGCUCAUCUACGACCUGCUGUGUGUGGGCAAGUCUCACAAAACCUUCACCAUCAAUCCCGAGAGGAUGAAUAUUGGAUUGCGAGCCUUCUUGGUGAUUGCUGACAGCCUGCAGCAGAAAGAUGGGGAGCCUCCGAUGCCUACAACUGGGAUCAUCAUGCCUUCUGGGAACACCCUGCGUGUCAAAAAGAUCUUCCUUAACACCACGCUUACUGACGAGGAAGCAAAAGUGAUCGGCAUGUCGAUGUACUAUCCACAAGUAAGAAAGGCUUUGGAUAACAUCCUGCGUCACCUGGACAAGGAAGUGGGACGCUCAAUGAGCAUGACGAGCGUUCAGAUGUCGAACAAAGAGCCUGAGGAUAUGAUUACGGGCGAGAGAAAACCAAAGAUUGAUCUGUUCCGGACAUGCGUGGCUGCCAUCCCAAGACUGAUACCAGAUGGCAUGAGCAGACAAGAACUAAUAGAGCUCCUGGCCAAAUUGACCAUCCACAUGGACGAGGAGCUGCGCGGCCUUGCCUUCACGACUCUUCAGGCACUUAUGGUGGAUUUCCCAGAGUGGCGGGAAGAUGUCCUCUCAGGGUUUGUGUACUUCAUAGUCAGAGAGGUGACGGAUGUCCACCCCACGCUGCUGGACAACGCCGUCAAGAUGCUCCUGCAGCUCAUCAUCCAAUGGAAGCAGGCCUUGCAGAGCGGCAAUAAGAACCAUGAGACACAGGGCUCCACCAGCGGCCGUCCUCUGUCCUUGGAACGUACCCCACCGUUAGCCGUGCUUCACGUCGUAGAGGGCUUAGCGCUGGUUGUGCUCUGUAGCUGCCGACCAGCCACACGCAAACUAGCUGUUAAUGUCUUAAAGGAGGUCCGUGCUCUGCACACCGCACAGGGCAUUGGCAAGGGAGAUGAGGAGCUGGCCAUUGACGUAAUGGACAGAUUAAGUGCAUCUGUGUUGGAGAGCUUCAUUCAUCUUACCGGAGCCGACCAGACCAACUUGUUGUAUUGCCCCAGUGGGAUUGAGCUUCAGACGCUAGCAGAGUGGAGCUCCUCUCCCAUCAGCCAUCAGUUCGACGUGGUCAGCCCCUCGCACAUCUGGGUGUUUGCCCACGUCACGCAGGGACAGGACCCCUGGGUCAUCAGCUUCUCCAGCUACCUGCGGCAGGAGAACCUGCCCAAACAUUGCCCCACCGCCCUCAACUAUGCCUGGAUGUUUGCCUACACCCGCCUUCAGCUGCUGUCUCCACAAGUUGACAUAAACAGUCCCAUCAAUGCCAAAAAGGUGAACAGCCUGAGCAGCAGCGACUCCUACAUUGGCCUUUGGAGAAACUACCUGAUUCUCUGCUGCAGCUCCGCCUCCUCUUCCUCCUCCAUGUGUUCCUCCUCCACCUCUGGCUCCGUCCGCUGCUCCCCGCCUGAGACGCUGGCGUCCACGCCGGACAGUGGCUACAGUUACGACUCCAAGAUUGUCGGGACUCCGUCCCCCUCCUCGCUGUUUAAACACAUCGUUCCCAUGAUGCGCUCUGAGAGCAUGGACAUCACGGAGUCUUUGGUGUUGGGGCUUGGCAGGACCAACCCUGUUGCCUUCAGAGAAUUGAUAGAGGAGCUAAACCCAAUCAUAAAAGAAGCACUCGAAAGAAGACCAGAAAACAUGAAGCGACGCAGGCGUCGGGACAUCCUCAGGGUCCAGCUGGUCCGGAUAUUCGAGUUACUCGCUGAUGCUGGUGUCAUCAGCCACGUGUCUAGUGGAGGCUUGGAUGGAGAGAGCCACUCUCUGAACAGCACGCUGCUCGAGUACGUGGAUCUCACCAGGCAGUUGCUCGAGGCAGAAAACGACAAGGACUCCGACACGCUGAAGGACAUUCGCUGUCACUUCAGUGCACUUGUAGCCAACAUCAUUCAGAACGUUCCAGUACACCAGAGGAGGACCAUCUUCCCUCAGCAGUCACUGCGGCACAGUCUCUUUAUGCUGUUUAGUCACUGGGCUGGACCCUUCAGCAUCAUGUUCACUCCUUUGGAUCGCUAUAGUGACAGAAAUAUGCAGAUCAAUCGCCAUCAGUACUGUGCGCUGAAGGCCAUGUCUGCUGUGUUGUGUUGUGGACCCGUAGCUGACAACGUAGGCCUGUCCUCCGAUGGCUACCUCUACAAGUGGCUGGACAACAUUCUGGAUUCACAUGACAAGAAGGUUCACCAACUGGGUUGUGAGGCAGUGAUGCUGCUGCUGGAGCUGAAUCCCGACCAGAACAACCUCAUGUUUUGGGCGGUGGACCGAUGUUACACCGGCUCGCGGCGCGUAGCUGCUGGCUGUUUUAAGGCCAUCGCCAACGUCUUUCAUAACAGGGAUUAUCAGUUUGAUACUGUGGUGCUGCUGAACCUCAUUCUGUUCAAAGCCGCUGAUUCUUCCAGGGAAAUCUAUGAGGUAGCCAUGCAGCUGUUACAGAUCCUGGAGCCAAAGCUUUUCCGUUAUGCACACAAACUGGAGAUCCAGCGAGCCGAUGGCAUCCUGACUCCUCCCUCGCCGCUUCCACACCUGUACUCAGUGUCUUACUACCAGCUAUCUGAGGAGCUUGCAAGAACGUAUCCAGAGCUCACGCUGCCCAUCUUCUCAGAAGUCAGCCAGCGCAUCCAGACAGCACAUCCUGGUGGCCGUCAGGUCAUGUUGCACUACCUCCUACCGUGGAUGAACAACGUGGAGCUGGUUGAGUUCAAACCGACCAUAAGGCGACCGGAAGACUGCGGCAGCGGUGAGGAAGAGGAGGAGGGCCAGGACCAAGAUAUUAUGAUGGUCAACAGCCGCCGCUGGCUUCGUGGUGAGGGCUGGGGGUCUCCUCGUGCAACGACCAUGGUGCUAAACAACCUCAUGUUUAUGACCGCUAAGUACGGAGACGAGUUUGCUUGGUCAGAAAUUGAGAACGUGUGGACGACAUUAGCAGACAGUUGGCCAAAGAACCUCAGAAUCAUUCUGCACUUCCUCAUCAGUAUAUCAGGGGUACGCAGUGACCCCAGCCUCCUGCCCUACGUGAAACGAGUGGUGGUUUACCUGGGCAGAGAUAAAACUAUGCAGCUGCUGGAGGAGUUGAUGUGGGAACUUCAGCUGACCGAGCCCGUCAGCUCAGCUGUGACUCACAUGGACAACCCCCCUUAUUACCGCAUCACCUCCAGUUACAAGAUCCCCUCAGUCACCUCAGGAACAACCUCCAGCAGCAAUACCAUGGUGCCAGGAAGCGAGGGUCAUCACGACAGCAAGAGCAAAGACCCAAACAUGGAAGACAGUUACCCGCACCUGGAUAUUUACUCUGGUCUGAACAGCAACCUGAACCGCCAGCAUCACCGCCUGGAAUCUCGGUACAGCAGCAGCUCAGGUGGCUCCUAUGAAGAUGAAAAGAGUGACUCGAUGCCGCUUUAUGCCAAUUGGCGCUUGAAAGUAAUGGAUCACAACCAGCCAGAGCCUCUCCCCUUCCCCCCGACAGGAGGCUGCUGGGCUCCUUUGGUGGAUUAUUUGCCAGAGACAAACACCCCCACUGUGCCGCUCCACAGGUGUAAUAUUGCAGUCAUCCUACUGACAGACCUCAUUGUGGAUCAUGGCAUCAAAGUAGAGUGGAGUGCAUACCUGCACCUCUUGCUACACGCUGUGUUUAUAGGCUUCGACCACCAGCACCCGGAGGUCUAUGAGCACUGCAAGCGGCUGCUGCUCCACCUGCUCGUUGUCCAGUCUGCAAAUAGCCCGUCUGUGGCCAUGGUGCUUUUACGCAACAGAGACUACAAUGAUCCCAGGGUGCUGACGGUGAAACAAACAACUCCAGAGUUCAGCCUCACAGGGAUGCAGGAGAUUUUGCCUGAUUUUCAGCCGUCUCCUGUGACGGACUCCGGCCUCAGCACCAGCUCCACCUCCUCCAGCAUCAGUCUCGGGGCAGGGAGCAGCACUUUGUCCCACCUCUCGCCCACGCUUCUCACUGAGGCAGAUAUUAAUGCUGAACAGGAGGACAAGGCUAAAGGUCUCAUUGAGUUUAUUACAUCAAGGAAGCGAGGUCCGCUCUGGAAUCACGAAGACGUGUCGCCCAAGAACUCCAACAUCAAGAGCGCCGACCAGCUGAGCGUUUUCGUCAGACACGUCGUGACUGUCUUCAAACAGUCCCAGACAGGUUUCCAGCUGGACUCGAUGCUGAGUGAAGUAACUCUAAGAACUGCUCUGUCCUGCUCUUCUCGACACUACGCUGGUCGCUCAUUCCAGAUUUUCAGGGCGCUCAAGCAGCCUCUGACGCCGGCCACGCUGUCCGACAUCCUGUCUCGACUGGUUGAGACAGUAGGAGACCCCGGAGAGGAGGCUCAGGGCUUUGUCAUCGAGUUACUCCUGACGUUGGAGUCGAGCAUCGACACCUUGGCAGACACGAUCAAAAACUACGAUCUCCUCUCCGCCCUAGCACAAAGCUCAAACCGCGACCAGUCGUUGGGAGCAAAGCUGGCUGCCAACAGGAAAAGCACGGGCCAGCUCAAUCUCAACAGCGGAGGCCUGCUGCAUUACGUCCACGCUCGGAGCAACUCGCUGCGGGCCAGCCUCAUCGGUGAGCGGAAAGCUGACAGGCGUCGCAGCAACACUCUGGACAUAGCCGAGCGGCUGAGCGGGAACCCCUCCAACCUGCUGCGCACCAAGAGCUUAACGUCGCUAGGCGGGGGAGGAAGUCCAGGAGGGGACGCCAUCCCACCAGUGGACCCCUCCAAUCUGAUGGCCACCGUCUUCUGGAUCGCGGUCUCUUUGCUCGAGUCAGACUACGAGUUCGAGUACCUGCUGGCGCUGCGGCUGCUCAACAAGCUUCUGGGCCAGCUGCCCCUGGAGCGUGCCGACAGCAGAGAGCGUCUGGAGAACGUCCAGGGCAAACUCAAGUGGUACAACUUCCCCGGUCUGCUGCAGCUCUUCCUCAAAGGCUUCACCUCGGCUUCUACGCAGGAGCUCACCAUCCAUCUGCUCAGCAAGCUCAUCAGUGUCUCCAGGCACACGCUGGUAGAUCCCUCACAAGUGGCAGGUUUCCCUUUGAAUAUCCUGUGCCUACUGCCACACCUCAUUCUGCACUUUGACAGCCCGACUCCGUUCUGCAAGGAGACGGCGGAUAAGAUCGCCAAGGUGUGCGCAGAGGAGAAGUCGGCCACCCUCUCCAACCUGGCCCACAUGAUGAGCUUGUACAGCACACACAGUUAUUCCCGCGACUGCACCAACUGGAUCAACGUGGUCUGCCGUUACGUCCACGAUGCCUUCGCAGAAAGAACCCUGAACUUGGUCACUUACUUGGCAGAGCUGUUGGAGAAGGGCCUACCCAGCAUGCAGCAGUCCUUGCUGCAGAUCAUCUACAGCCUCCUGAGUCACAUCGACCUAUCAGCAGCCCCCGUCAAACAGUUCAACCUUGACAUCAUGAAGAUCAUUGGCAAAUACGUUCAGAGUCCGCACUGGAAAGAAGCCCAAAACAUCCUGAAGAUGGUUGUGUCUCGAUCAGCCAGUCUGGUCGUACCAGACGACGUGCAACGUUCGUACAGCUCAGAGUCCUGCGGAUCACCGGAGAUUGCGUUCACGCGCAUCUUCAACAACUCUUCCAAGGAGCUGCCCGGCAAGACGCUGGACUUCCAUUUUGACAUCUCAGAGACACCAAUUAUAGGCCAUAAAUAUGGCGACCAGCGUACGGCUGCAGGACGAAACGGAAAGGCCCAGGUGAUUGCUGUGACAAGGAGCACCUCCUCAACAUCAUCUGGCUCCAACUCUAAUGGUCUGGUCCAAGUGAGCUGGAAGAGGCCCCAGCUGUCCCAGAGAAGAACCAGAGAGAGGCUGAUGAAUGUCCUGUCUCUAUGUGGUCCAGAGUCAGGCGUACCCAAAAAUCCAUCAGUGGUUUUCUCAUCCAAUGAGGAUCUGGACUCGGUGGACCAGCAGACCAGUCUCAUUCCCACGGUGGAGGAGGUGGUCAGAGAGGAGGAGGUUCAGGGAGAAGACACGGGCAGCGAGCAGCAGUUCGGCGUCUUUAAAGACUUCGACUUCUUGGACGUGGAGUUGGAAGAUGCUGAGGAGUUGCAGGGGGAGAGCAUGGACAACUUCAACUGGGGGGUGCGCCGUCGCUCCCUGGAGAGCAUGGACAAAGGGGACACGCCGUCUUUGCAGGAGUGCCAGUACACUGGCAGCACGCCAAGCCUCAACCUCACCAACCACGAGGACACGGACGAGUCAUCUGAGGAGGAGGUACUGAGCGCUAGCCAGAUUCUCACCCGCUCCAGCCUUCUGAACAGCGACUCGGCCACGGAUGACACUGCUUCCAACCACGUGGACUCUUUGCAGCAGUCCCAAGAAUCGUCCAGCAGUGCCAUGACCGAGGAGGCCACCGUCCUGCCCAUCCUGCCCUCCCUCCCCUCCCUCCCCCGACUGGAUAGCCCCAGUUUGGAGAUGGCCCACUCAGACAGCACCAGCAGCCAGCUGCCUGAGGAUGCAAUAAGCAUGACUGCGGCAGACGAGCUGAGUAGCAGCGUGAGCGAGGACACGGGGUUUUGCAGCGCCCCCCCGCUGCCAUCUGACGCGCCAGAGCUGUGUGAUCUCCCUGACCCGCAGGAUCCCCAGUACUCUCAGGACGGCCAGGAGAGUCAGGACCCUCAUGAGGACCUGGAUCCAGCCCCCCCUCCUCCGCCGGCAAUCGACACACCACCGGGGUCCUACUGUGAGGAGGAUUCCCAGACCGUACUGCCUCUGUGCAUACACACGCCACCAGAUCCUAAGCCUGAUCCAGACCCGGACAGCACCUGUGGCUCUUUGUGGGAAGAGGAUGUGACGAAGGCCCUAAAGGAGCUGGAUGAGCGCUGUGAGGAAGAAGAGGCAGACUUCUCUGGCAUGUCUAGUCAAGAUGAAGGUGACGCAGAUGGCUUCCCAGAGAUCCAGGCCUCUCCGCCCCCUUCGCCCUUCCUCUCAGCCAUCCUGGCAGCGUUCCAGCCCGUCGCCUACGACAACGAGGAAGACGCUUGGCGUUGCCACGUCAACCAGAUGUUGUCGGACACGGACGGCUCCGCUGCUGUUUACACUUUCCAUGUGUUCUCGCGGCUAUUUGAAAAUAUUCAGAGGAAGUUCAGCUCUAUUACACAUUCAUCUGUCCGCUUUUUGGGAGAGAGGCUCCAGCGAAUGGGCAAUCAGUUCCUCAGCUCGCUGGAGGUCAUGACGUCCCACUCACAGUGCCCCACCGUGCUCCUGGAUGCAGAGACUCUGGUCUCUUGUGGACUUUUGGAGACUCUGAAGUUCAGUGUCCUGGAGCUGCAGGAGCAUCUGGAUACCUACAAUGCCAAGAGAGAAGCAGCAGAGCUCUGGCUGGAAAACUGCAGGAAAACAUUUGGGGACAAAGACAGCAGCCAGCGACCGAACACUCAUGCACAGCAAAUGGAAAAACUAGCAGAGUUGGAGUUGUGUCGGAGGCUCUACAAGUUGCACUUUCAGCUGCUUCUGCUGUUCCAGGCCUACUGUAAGCUUAUCAGCAGGGUGGACACCAUGAAGAGAGAGGCAGAGGUGACCAACAUGUCUGAGGAGCUCACUAUUCUGGAGAGCUGCCUGAUCGAGGCAGAAACAGGAAAUGACAGCCAGGAGGAUGUGUGCAUGUCAGAUAAUGCCCAGACCAAUACCGAGACGGCAAUCCAGUCGCUGAUUGAAACGCUGAGAGCCAGAGACUUCAGCUCUGCUCUCACGCAGGUCAAAAUCUUUAGGUCUUUGUGGCCUAAUGACAUCUUCGGCAAUGAGAAGGAUAACGCUGUUCAGACCCUCCUGCACAUCUACUUCCGUCACCAAACACUGGGCCAGACGGGCUGCCUGGCGGUGGUGGGGCCCAGCAGGGACCUGUCGCAGGCCAGCACCCGCCUCAUGGAGCUCAACCUGCAGAUCCGUGAGGCUCUGAGUCAGGCCCAGGCAUGCCAACUUCACACGACCACAUUCAGCACCGGACUGUAGUCGGCCCCCUGUUUUACACACGCCUGACGUCCGCUGUAGAGAGGAGAGGGAGAGGGAGAGGGAGAGGGAGGGAGGGGGGGCCAGAGGACAAGAGACACUCCACAUACAAAGGGCUAAAGGAUGCGUGGGAAUAACUGUGACCAUGCAUUAACGUUACCUGUAUGAAUGCUUCAAACUCAUCGCUUUUUCCAGACUAAGCCUACUUGCAAAAUUCAGUUGCAAUAAGUCAUGUGAUGGUGUGUCUGAAGAUUGGGAGGACACAUUGGGAAAGCUUCUGUUUUUUUUUUCCGUUUUUCUUUUUUUUUUUUUUUUACCUGAUCGGACCAAGGAGCGGCGGUGGCGGCCUCCUUGGAUUCAGGUCGGGGAGACGGUGUUGAAGCGUGCAAGACGGUCCAUGUGAGGAUACACCAUCAAGACUCAUAAGCAUCUUGUUUAUAAAGAGAGAUUUCGAUUGCAUGCUUGAAAGAGAGAAGCACUGCAAGAAUAUUUUUUUGAGAAAUGUAUUUUUUAUUAGAGCUAACAUCCUAGGUUGUAAAUGUUAGGAUAUUUAACAGGUUAUUGUGAUCCUGUGGGGGAAACCCCUGCCUUCAGGGAGUGUAUAAAGAGAAAUAUGUUUGAUUGCGCUGAGAGAUGAGUACCCUUCAGCAGGUCUUCACGCAAAACUCACUCUUUAACCAAAUAAGUAGAUGCCUUUAGACUCGCGACUGUGUGAUAUAUAUUGGGAGAUGCUCAUACACAAAUGCAUUUAAUUGCACACAAGUGCAUACUUGCUACAGCUUAUAAUGAAAGCAUAACUUAUUGUAAUCUGUAUAUAUUUUAGAAAAUGUAUAGUGUAAAACCAGUAUUUCCCCCCCCCUGUAAUUUUGUGUAAUGCACUGUUCAUCCAAAAUGGGAUGUAUGUAUAAAGCUAAACAUGAGAAAGCCAA